This is a messenger RNA of Paecilomyces variotii, 1806 nucleotides long. RefSeq lists its product as hypothetical. The record is from RefSeq and is a predicted model, not a curated record. NCBI's taxonomy places the organism in Eukaryota, Fungi, Ascomycota, Eurotiomycetes, Eurotiales, Thermoascaceae. The transcript is spliced from 2 exons. Bases 1 to 1806 code for a protein of 601 amino acids.
AUGGUUUACGACUGGGAGGGGAAACGCGACAUAUGUUACCAAAUGUAUAUCAAGGACAAGAAGGCGCUGGAGGAGAUCAUGGAGUAUAUGAAAACAAACCACCAGUUUGCUCCGAGUAAGCGCGCCUUCCAAACGCAGUUCAAACGAUGGGGAUUUCCCUCGAAACAGAAUCCGGCUCAUAAAAAUGCCAGUCUCGUGGCGCGCGUCAAGGAGCUCUGGGAAUGCAACACGAGUCAGCGGGAUAUGCUCCGGAUCCUGAAUGAGGAAGGCUUCAGCAUCAAGGAAAGAGAACUUAUGCGCGUGCGCGCCAAAAAUCGCUGGCUCCUUCGUGUUCCCAACGGGAUGAAAUCUCAUUCUACCGUUCAGCCGCAGACUUCACCAACGGAGGACGAGGGGUUGCUUGCAUUGCAGCAGGAGAUCUAUGAGAACGACGCGGCCUUUGAUGGAAACCAAGCUCUACCUCCCCGACCAGCCCCGCAGAGACCACCAUCACCGGGCUUGUCGCCUGAGGUUCUCAUGAAACGUAAAGAACGGUUGGAACGGUUACAAGCAGAGAGCGCAGAACGAUGGGCUACUCGGAAGAGACGUCGUCGGACUCGAGGCUGGGCAGGUCUGCCUGCUGAUCCGCCAGGUCCGCCGCGUUUCCCAUCCGAGACGACCAUCGACGAGAGCAAGCAGUAUCUCAAUUUGGACAAUGCUAUGUAUCGACGGAUUCGUGAUCACUUCCAGAGGAUCUGCGAAGAGGCUGGUUUCAUCAAGAAGACGGUGGCCGGUCCCGAGCGAUGGCAGGAGGCAAAAGACCGUCUGAUUCGGGAAUCACCGCACCUACAGAGCGUCUUCUGGGAAGACCCGAACCAGCUUGAUGCAAAGGCAUUGGCACUUGAUGUCGUCUGUACCGACGUGACCAAACGUAUGAGGACGCUGGAACGUCGGAUGACGAUUGCGGAAGCUAAGAACGCUCUUGGGAUAAACCCAGAGGAGAGUCGCCAGAUUCGGAAUGCGUUCUAUAACACUUUGAAGGCCGACCACUUCACCAGUAAGCUAGAAGCUGGCGAUGAGCAUUGGAAGGAGUUAAAGGAACAAUGGAUUCGGGAAUCAGAACUGCUUCAGCGCAUACUUGCCCCAGGACCUACGGAUCCCAAGCACGCCACCAAACUGAGGGCUAUGGAAGUGCUUUGCCGCGAUGUCAUGAAGCGACUGCGUGAUGAUCAAACGAAACGAGAUCCUUCUCGCAAGCGAUCUACCUCCCAUCAGGGGAAUGGUGUGCAGCAGAGCCCUGUCCCGAAGAAUGAUACUACUGCCACUGCAGACAAUCCGUUCAGCAGUGAUAUCAGCAAUGGCAUAAGCACGUUGGCAUCACAAGCCCUUGCCAGUGCACCUAUGGUUGCUAGCGAGAUGGGCGACAUGCAGAUCGACCCGUCCUUGCUCCAAGCUGCUAACGAUCCUUCCUUUGCAGCUGGUUCGCAGCAUCACGAGGGACCCCCGUUUGGAUACGUGGACCCGAUGCUCGAGCCUCCGGUUCUGCAUAUCCCAAUCUAUCUCCGCGUCAGCCCACAGAGCCAGAUUCACGCCGCAUCGAAGACGUGGGGUGAGAAACUGGGGUCACGCACCGUGUCCGAACUGCGACAGCUCUCCGCUAACAGGUUCCCUGGUGCUAUAGUCACCAGGAUCGAGGGCGUCGACACGGACGAGAACGGAAACGACGUCUCCUUUCAGAUUGAUGAAGAUCAUGAACUGGACGCUUAUCUCUCGCAUGUCCACGGGAGAAAAGCGUCUUUCCUGCUCUACUUGGACCCGAUGCGAUGA